This is a messenger RNA of Phaeodactylum tricornutum CCAP 1055/1, 5463 nucleotides long. RefSeq lists its product with no specific name. Gene Ontology annotation, cellular component: RQC complex; cytosol. The transcript is spliced from 3 exons. Gene Ontology annotation, biological process: rescue of stalled cytosolic ribosome; ribosome-associated ubiquitin-dependent protein catabolic process. The coding region runs from base 1 to 5022 and encodes 1673 amino acids. Gene Ontology annotation, molecular function: ribosomal large subunit binding; ubiquitin protein ligase activity. NCBI's taxonomy places the organism in Eukaryota, Bacillariophyta, Bacillariophyceae, Surirellales, Neidiaceae. The record is from RefSeq and is a predicted model, not a curated record.
AUGGGACGAGAGAAACGCAAGACCCGCCUGGACAAGGCUGGUAGUAGUAGCAGUACCGGCGUCUCGACGACCUUUAUUGGAUUCUCCGCCGUUACGCCCGAUCCAGAUUUAGAUACGACUCUCGGCAAUACAUCCACGUCCGGAUCGAUUCAGAAUUUCCCCACCGACAACGACCACGAUGGAGGAGGAACGUCGCACACCGCUGUUUCGACGAGUACCGUCCCGUCCACUCCGGGGACGACGGCAUCCCAUCCCACGACCUGGUCUCCCGUCUACACGGGUCACGACGAACGCUUGCGGGUCCUCUUCCCCCGCAUCAGUACCAAACGCGACGCCACGACCAAGGUCAAAGCCCUACAGGCCCUGGCCGAGUUUUUCGGUCACGAUGCGAAUCCCAAACGGGUCAAAGUACAAGCACUCGCACACUGGGCCUGGUUGUAUCAUUCCAAACUCGUCUACGACGAUGCCCCCAACGUCCGAGCCGCGGCACUGGAAACCUGGCUCGUACUCUUACCGGUCAUUCCCAAAGCAGUCGAACACUUGGUCUCGGUAGUACCCGCUCUACCAAUGGAUCGCAACAUUCGUUCCGUUACGGCGGCGGGAGAAAUCUUGGGCAUGUGGUAUCUGACACUCGUUGAUCCUGCCGCGGAAGUCCGGGCCGUGGCGACUCGGAAUAGUGAGAGUAGUAGCAGUGGUACUAUUGGUGGCAGCAGUGGUGGCGGUACUAGCAGUAUCAGUGUCGCGAGUCUACUGCUACCCGGCUCACGGUACGCCGCGUGGCACUGGCAAGCUGGGCUGUUCACCUUGGCGGGACGAAUCUUGGGCUACGGUCGGGCCACGGUGAUGCACAACAUGCUAUCGGUCAAGAAAGCAAAGGCCGCCACCGAACUCAGCGAAAGUCAAAAGGACGUGGUGGAGGAGCGGUUCGAACGGUUGGUGGGCAACGUUUUGGAGGCCCUGGCCUUGUGGUUGCAACGACCACCAACACCGCUAUCAUCGACCGUUGAUGACACGACGCCGGCAAUGGACACGUCGUUGUGGUGGAAAACCUUGACCAGUCCCCAAACUUCCUUGCGUCGCAAAACGUACCACUUACUGGCGACCACUUGCGCGACCGCUCCGUCCAUGGUACCGUCCUCGCUCGUCCACGCUCUAGCCCAAGCGAUUUCCUCGGAAAAAGAAGCCGUCAACGUACCCAUUCUACUCGAAACCGUCUUGCAUUUCUGCGUCGCUCAAAAACCAAAAACCGGCAGUGGUCCAGACCACACACUUUUGAUCAAACCACUGGUCAAAGUCUUGAAGAAAGCCGCCUACGGUGCCCGGGUACAACUCUGGGGUCCGACCGUGCUGCCACUGACCGUCGCCGUGGGCGAUGAAGCGAGUAACCUGCAAUUGUGGCAGGCCACCUGGGAAGGACACAGCCUUACCUUGAGUCCCACGGAUGCGUGGCAAAUCGCUCAAGUUGUGACGGAAUGUACCACGUUCGGCUUGUUACGACGCACACCGCCACUCCCCGACCAACUGGACGACGAUCGAGUCGAACUGGCUACAGCCGUGACCAGCUUGUGGGUUCAGGUGUUGGCGCAAGUAUUGCGAGCCGACACGAGCUUUCUCCGACCCGAAGCGCCCCAUUCCGCUCGCAAUGUGGUCAAAGCGUACGCCACCGUCGUGGGGGAACUCGGUCAAAGUUUGUCACAGUUCGGAGACGCUAUGGAACGCGACUCGUGUGCUUUCUCACACGUUCGGGAAGUCUUUUGGAACCAUCCGAUACAGGAGUUGACGAACGCAAAGUUGGUACCACUGACACGCCUACUUCAAGUGUGGCUGGACAGGCAGUGCAGUCCAGAGGACAAGCUUUCGUGGCCACGUGUUGUCUUACCAGCCCUCCGAGAACGCCUGUUAACCGAAUUGACUCUUUGCCGUGCGAGUUCGGGAACCGUUCCUACUUUGGAACAGUACGAGUUUUUCCGCGUGACUCUGGAACUUGUCGGUGUACAAUUGGUCCUCUCUGAAACUCAUGAGCCUCUGGAACGUAUAGUCGUGAACGACAUUAUGCGGUGGGCAAUUAUUCAUACCAGUGCACUGUCGACCCAACGACAGACAAAGGAAUUGGUAAAGUAUGAUUUUGAACUUCUCGGACUUUGCUUGACAGCCUCGGUAGACUGCUCGUCACUGUGGGAGACAGUAGUUCGGGAGAUAGUGGCUGCGCAAUGUGACUUGCGCUGGUUUGUACAAGGUUUGAACAUAUUAUUCCGCAUGCCACGAUCGACACCAGACGACGAGAUUCCGGAUUGGAUCCCAUGUCCUUCUUUGCAAUCCUUGGCUCAGACUAUUGCGAUGCAAGGCACUGAUACUGAAGUUGACAACGGACAUUUAACUAGCGCUACUGACUUCCCCGAAGAGGGGAGCCUCGAUAGCCUCGAUUUGGACCGCGAAAAACGUCUCCUCUUUUUGCAAACUUGUCUGGGUCUGACGGAAGAGUCCCAAGGUUUGCUGGUGGGACGAGUAGUCGUCUCACAGUGGGUAGAGCAUGUUUGUAGAAGUGAGAAACUUGAAUUUCCCGUUACCGCGGCAUGUUCGGAACCACUGCUGGAGGUCUUGUUGGGACUAAUUCGCGACAAACCCUCGGUUUUAUCGGCGGAGCAGAGUGAACGCGUGCUGGUAGAGUCGUGGAGCCAAAACGGACCCCUCUUUUCCGAGUUCACCGCUCCGCUGAUUCAGGGGCGUCCGGCUUUGUCGACUCAUUUUUUCCGACAAGCUCCAGUCCUGUUGUCAAAGUAUAUCGAGACCUUGAUAGUCAACUCAGAGCCUAAUGGGUUCCAGGCACGUGAUUGGGCCGACCGAGCGUUCUCGCUUCUCCGUGUAGCAAAGAAAUCAUCGGUCGUAUUGUCCUUUGAGAAAAUUGGUCUUGGAAAUGUCGCGAAAUGGCAAAGUAGUCCGGAUACCUUAUUUCUUUGCUCCAUGUUUUUGCUAUCCCACUUGAACCGAGGAUCCGAUCUACUAGCCUUGAUUCAAACGUCCAACCGGAAACCCGUGGACUUAAUCUUGGACAUUGCUGUAUCACUGUCAGAAGCCAGUGAAAGUAUCUUGACUGGGGCGCGAGUUGCGUCAAGGAAAGAUCGAUGUGCUCGUUUUUUUACUGCUGUGUUUUCGAACGAACUGGACCACAACGUAGUUUUCCAGUGUAUUGAAGAAAUCAUAGAUCGAAUAGCUCUGAACUUAUCCGCAAAAGAACAGAAUUCCGAGAAGAAGUUAACAAUCCGAAAGGGCAUUGCCGUUCUCUCUCAGCUCCUCGGCAUUGUCUUUCGACCUGUCGGGCCGUCAGGACACGGCAUGUUGAAAGCGGAAACUAUCUCAGAAGGCGACGAACUUUGGUACAUUACUGACACUAAGACUCCAAGUAUUCGAGAAAAAGUCAGAGUGUUGAAAGUUCACUACGAUGUACAAGCGGGCUAUUUUUUCUCAAUCGCAGUGAUGGCAGACGAUGGUACAAGCGAACGGCAAACUGUGCUCGAACGAUUGCGAGCUUCUCGCGCGGCUGAAGUCCCGGGCGACGCCGAGUACGAAGCGUUGGCGCCGAAAGAUAUCAAUCGACGGGCAAGCAUUCGACACGAUAUACUUCAGUGCUUGGUUGCUCCAUACUUCUUGUCGGCUCCGUCAUCAACCUCCGUUCCGGAGCUUCUCACUGUAUUAAUAUCACAGCUUGGACUCGGUCCGGAUCGCGGUCUUGGUACUGAUCACUACAAAGUCUUCCAUUUGGUUUCUGUAAAGAGCCAAGCUCUUGAGUCCUUCCUUAUCGAUGAAAAUUUUUCUUCUGCUUCAGACUGCCUUACGGCCUUAUCUUUGGCACUAGGUGGCGGAGGCAAUACUCCAGAAGUUAGGUGGGUGUGUGAAGAAUUAAGGCUGGACUUCUCCGCUCCAUUGCGUAGAAUUGUUGGAUGCUACGAUGAAAUGACUAUUGGCGCUCGACCAGAUUUUGAAUCAAACGUUUUGCGUUGGCUAGGCGUCGCACUUCGGUUUAAAAGCAAGGCUGAAAAGUCUGAUCGAUUGGUUCAACGUGCGUCAAUUUUGGUUUACAAACUGGCGUGCAAAGUUUUUGCGAAAAAGAAAGAAAAGCAGUUCUCGGAAGCAUCUGUGCAUGCUAUCGCUGCAAUGUAUACAGCACUUAACGCAGGGGAGCAGGAACCGAAGGGUGACGAAACAUACGUCGAUAUGUUGCGGAGCGCACGGUGUAGUUGUUUGUCGGCCUUGAUACAUGCAUUCUCUAGUUCCUGGGGGAGCGACGCACCGUCACCGAUUGAAAGUCAUCUGAGUCCGGAAUUGAUCAACGACAAUGACCCGGAUUGGCUUCAGUACUCUCGAUUUCCGCAGCUCAUUGAGACUUGCCAGACACACGUGUCCCUCCGUCAAGACCUCGUUUCCACCGCCCGAUCCGGAUAUACCGAGGAGUUAGCGCUGGCACUCUUUGAUCGAAAGAAAUACUACGUUGCUUUCCAAAUACUUUAUGCGGUUGUUGCGGAGGAUAGACCCUUGUUUUCGGAGGGGUUGUCAAAGCUUGGUUCCAAUACCACAUCACUUUUGGAAUUCUGGGGGAAAGGGCUGGCACCGGAAGAGCUGGAAGAAUUGUCCGAAGACAUAGAGGUUGUCGGUCAGUGGCUUCCCCGCAAAGUUAUGGAAGAAGUGGAAACUUGGACGGACGAUAUGUUCUCGGACCUACACGAUGUGAGUACGAUGGGGCGUCUGCUGACAUGGCUGGUACUCCUUUGUUCCAUCGACGCAGCAGCGCCAUUGGACUACCGCAAUCGCCCAGCUUUUCUUUCCUAUCUAGAAAAAUGCAAAGCUACUGGCCUAGUGCUAAAUCUUGCAUUGCUGCACGAUACGGCAUUGAAUGAGAAGAAAAGACAGACUUGGUCUAGUACUGUAAAUGUUGAAGAGCUCUUACAGGAAGAACGACAAUUAUCACGACUUUACCUUAACCGUGCUGAUUCGGUUGCCCCCAGCUUUUCCUUUCCGCAGCGCUGAAGUUGACUGUAGCAAAACACUCGGGGUGCCUCAAAGUCGCUGGAAACGAUGGAGUCUCCAAAUAACGCUGAUGCUGAAUAGUCAGGGCGGGACAUUGCAGGAUGCACUCCUGUUGUGGAAGCAAAAUGUUGACCGCGAGUUCGAGGGGGUUGAACCCUGUCCCGUUUGCUAUUCCGUUCUGCACGUCAAGACACAUAAACUUCCCACUUUGCAGUGCAAGACUUGUAGCAACCGCUUUCAUUUCGAUUGUCUGACGCAAUGGUUUCGAAGCAGUGGGAAAAAUCAGUGUGUGCUGUGUCAGCAACCAUGGCAAGGAACACGUAUACAGUAGUGUAGAAGCACAUCGCUCACUUCUGCGUUAGGGGAUGCCACCCUGCCCAGUCAGGUGGGGCAACUCCGUUGUAACUCUUCAUGAAUUUAAUUAAGAAGAUUACUUGGUCC